AUGGAUUUUAGAAAGAUAAUUACAUCCGUAAAUCCACAACAAUACAAAUUUCCUUCUACUACACAAAAGAUUGAAUACAUUGUAUCACCAACACCAACGGAUAUAAAUAUUACAGAGAUUAACACGACAGAACAAUAUUUUCAGCAAUUUAUCGAACAAGUAAAUGCAUGGCUUCGAUGGUUUGAUAAAUUUCUUUUAAUAUUUUUACAUGUUAUCGAAUGGUUAAAAAAUUGGAAUGUCGAUGGAACUGUUCAAUUAUUUAACGAUAUGCGUACAGCAAAAAAUAAUUCAUCAAUUAGUAUAAUUCAAAUGAAAACAAUAGUUGAAAGAACAUUAAAACUUCUUCGACCAUUUAAUGAUCUUCGACGACUUUGUUAUCUAAUUAAUUGCUUAACAUCAUUUCAAUUAAUUGAUUCUGGUACACAGAAUAAUCAAAUUAUUUCAGAAAAUUAUAUUCGUGAAUUAAAACGAUUUCAACCUAAUAAUUCAUUUACGGUAGAUGCAAAACUUAUUUUCGAAUAUAUAGUUCCUAUAAAUGAUCGUCAAAAUGUUCAAUGGUGUAUUGCUAGUGAAAAACAUCCAUGUAAUAUUCAAAUUAAAUUUCAAACAACUGACUUAAAUUAUGAUUCUCAAAUGUUAUUUUUCAAGGAAAAAAUUUCUAUCGAUAAACAUAUUCUACAAGGAGAAUUUGAAACGCAAAGUGCUGGUCAAUUAAUGAUUAUCAUCAAUAAUCAACAAUUGCAUGCUUCACGUACUAUAUGGUAUCGAAUAAUGCAAACACCAUUAUCAACUUCUCAUCUAUUUCAUGGUAUAUUUAAUAUGUUCUAUCAACAAUAUUAUAGACAAUCGAUAGGAACAAUUAAAGAAGGUGAAUUAAGUCAAGUACUCGAUAAAGUAUUUACAUUUAUUGAUAAUCUUUUGAAUGGUACUGUAAGUUUAAAAGACAUGGCUGAUCUUAAAGCAGUUUUCUGUGAUAAAAAUAUUCAUGUUAGAGAAGAAGUAAAAAAACUUUUUACUAAUCGUUCUUUUGAAGAAGGAACAAUGAAAAAACGAUCAUCAAUUGUUACUACAACAGCAAAUAGUCCUAGUGAGAAAGAAAUCGAACAAGUUUGUGAAUGGCUUCAAAUCUAUCAAUAUUAUAGUCAUAUCAAUAUAAUUAUUAAUUGUAUUGAAACAUUUGAUAUAUUACCAGUUGAUAGUAAUGAUGAUGAUCAAUUAAUUGGUCAUCUCAAACGUUUAUGUGAUGAAAAUUGUUCACUACGAGAAAUUACACAAACAUACGAAAUUGUAAAACGACAAUUUAAAAAUUUAUCAAGUCAACAUUUACAAUUAAUUAAAACAGCACUUGAAUGUUCAACUGUUGUUCAAAUGAUGAAAAAAUCUGAUUUAUAUUCACCACAUGGACGUCGUCGAUUUCAAGAAUUACGAGAUAAUUUAACAACACAAUUUCAACUUCAAGAACGUAAUAAUAUGAUUCUUAAUUCAUGGAUUAUUGCCUAUGCAUUAUGCGAACCAUUUGUUCUCAAAGCAAACAAUUUUGAUGAAUUUGUUAAUCGUAUUGCUGGAUUAUCAAAUUUUGAAGAAAAUUCUCUAAAUCAUAUGCAAAUUGUCAAUGAAAAUGUACAAAUUGUAAAUAUGUGGCUAUCGGCAGAAGAAACAUCAGUACUAGAUAAUGCUCUUAUAACAAUGGAACAUUUAUAUCGAACUGGUAAAGUAAAAAUACGUCUUAGACAUUUGAUGAAUGAACAAUCUUAUUUUGAAAUGACAUAUUCGAUUGAUAAAAUAAAAAGUGAACCAUUGCAAAGAGCUGAUUCAGAACAGGAUGACUAUGAACAAUACAAUGAAGAAGAAGAAGAACAUGAACAAUAUCAAUCUGAAAAACUUAAGUUUACAUUGUCAAUGGCUGAUAUCGACGAUCACAAACGUCAAUUAACAUUCUGUAAUGUUGAUCUACAAGAAAAUAUGUUUUAUAGGAAAAUAUUAUUGAAUGAACAAUUAAAACUAUUAAAAAUUGUUGAAAAUAUAUAUAUUAUACUUGUUAAAUUAGAAAUGAGUGGUCAUCCAGAUUAUCAACUUAGAGAAGAAGAUUAUGAAAUACAUGAUCGAACAGGUGAAAUCGAUGCUAUACUCAUGGAUCUCAGAAAAGAUAAUCGUAUUAGAGAAGAUCGAUUAAAACGUGUCAUCAAGACUCGUACAGAAAAUUUAGAAUUGAUCUAUCGUGCAUUAGAAACUGCUUAUAAAAUGUGGAUAAAAAAUUUAGAACGAUAUAGACAAGAUAGUCGUUUAUUAAAUUUAUUCUCCAAUCGUCAAAUAAUGAUUCUUAUUAUUUUAUUAACAACAUCAACAACACAAAAUCAAAUCAAAUGUCAUUUUCUUGAAAAAUUCUCAUUAUCAAAAGAUGUUAUCAAUCAUAAAGAAAAAGAAUUAAAAUUAACUAUUCAAUGUUUGAUACAUUAUUUACGUUCACUUAAAAUGCAUGAUUGUGAUUUAUCUGAAAACAAUAUAUCAUAUCUCUAUGAAACAUAUAAAAUUACACCUAAUUCUAAUGUUGAAACAAGUCUUGAGAAAUUGUCAAAAUUUCUACAAGAAUUAUUUAAUAAUGGAAGAGAAUUAUUGAAAAAAAAUCCAUCAAUCAAUGAAAAUCAACAAUAUCUUGUUACACCAAACAUGAUGAGACACAAUACAUCGGAAAAAAUAUCACUCGAACACGAUCUUGAUAUGGAAACUUGUUGUAUUUUAUUAAAUCUAUUCAAUGAUCGACUACCAUCUGUUUAUCAAAUAUUAUGGUGUUCGAUUGCUAGUGAAGAAGAUAUUCGUUUGUUCUUUGCACGAGUACGAACAUUUUAUUAUUUAAUAUUUGUUAUUAUGGAUAUUGAUAAAAUGCAUCAUCGUCUUCGAGAAUUCUUAUUAAAUGAACAAGAUGAAUUAACACGACAAGAACAACCUCAUGGACCUGUCUAUUAUUUUUCACGAGAAUUAACAACAAGUCGAAAAGGUUUAAGACCAUUUCAUAUAACACCUAAAUAUCGAAAUUCUAGUCAAACUUAUACACAAUUAAUUCGAUUAUUUCAACAAAAUGAUUGGACACAACCACAGAUUCAAAUUAUUUAUGGAAAUGCGGGAAUUGGAAAAACUCAUUAUAUCAAUACAAAAUAUAAAAAUGAAGAUACAUUUUGUUUUAGUAUAAAUGAUACAUUAAAUUUAUCAUCAUUGAUAAGUUCAUUUCUAUCAUUUGAUUCAAGAAUAACAAAUGAUAAUCCAUCAGUUUCUUUUAAUAUAUCAAUUCAUGCACCAUUCGAAGAAUUAAAUCGUACUUUUUUAUCACUUUUCAUUUGUGGAUCAUUAACUGAUACAAAUACUGGUCUAACAUUUUCUUUACCAGAAAAUCAACAAUGGAAAUUUUUUAUUGAAAUUCCUCAUACAGAUAAAUAUCAUAUGACAAUUACAGAAAAUUUUCAUCGAAUUUUACCUAUAUUAUCAAUUAUAUCACCAUAUACAUUAGAAGAAAUUACUGAUGAAAAUUAUCAAUUAUUUAUUGGACAAGAAGAAGAACUUGUUGCUCGAUUUUUAAAAGCUUAUGAAAAUGGAACAAUCAAUCGUUUUCUAACAAUAACUAAUACAGGUAUAGAACAACCAGUAGAUUUCGAAGAAUUAACAAAUUCAAAUGAAUGUCGUCAUGAAAUAUAUAAUUGUAUAAAAAAAUAUGCACCUGAAAUACCACGAAAUAAAAUUUCUGAACUUUCAUUUACGAAAUUUUUAUAUCGUCGUAUUCGAUUUUUUACUGGUCAUUAUUAUCGUUUUAAUAUGACUUGUGAAUAUCUUGGUUCAUCAGUUAUGAAACAAAUGAUUAAUGAAGCUAAAUCUCUUGCACAUAUUGAUUUUCGACAUAGUAAUUAUCCUCGAAAUUAUCUUGUCUAUGAUCCUAAUUUUUCUUUACAUUUAUUACAUAAUAAUUGGAAUAAUGUUUCAAUAGAUUUAAAACGUCUCUUCAAUAAUAAAAAUCCUUCACUUGGCAAAGAUUUUAAAAAUAAAGAUUAUUUUGCUAAAUGUUUAUCAUGGCUUAUCGAUAUAAAAUAUCAUGAUUUUGAAAAAAUAAUGAAUGAAACAAAAUUUAUUUUAACAGAAAAUUUUGCUUAUAAACUAUUUCAUGUUCAUGAACGUAAAUUAACUCGACUAUCAUUAAUUAUUGAAGGUGAUACUGGUGUUGGAAAAACAUUUCUUCUUAAAUUCUAUUCAUUAUUAUUAAAUUCAAAUAUAAUCAAUGCUCCGAUUUAUGAUAAUGUUGCUCCACGAAUUUUAGAACGUACGAGUCUAUGGUUAUUGACAACUAUCAUUGGUGAUAUUUUAGAGAAUGAACCAAAUUUAUUGAAUAGAUUUCUACAACGAAUAAAACCAAAAUUAUUGGGACUCAAUGAUGAUCAAGAAGAUGAAACAGAAGUAGCAAACAUCUAUCAUCCUUAUGUACAACCAUCUGAUGAUGAUGAGGAUGAGGAUGAGGAUGAGGAUGAGAAUGACCCGAGUUUAAUCGAUGAAAGAGUCAUGUAUCGUGAAUCAAAACCACUUGUUCCACCUCCACUAGAACAACCAGUAGCAGAAUUAGUUGAUAUUCCAUUAUUAAAAAACUUGAAAAGUUCAUUAGGAAAUUUCGAAUAUAACAAUGAUAUUUUACGUUAUAUUUGGAAAACGAUUAUGAUUGUCUCAAGUGAAAAUGCAAUGAAUAUCACUCAAAAACUUAUCAUUGCAUUGCAUGAAUAUGUUACAAAUCAACUAGUCAAUUAUCCAUUGAUUGAAGCCAGUUUUCAACUUCAAACAUUACUUAAUGAUUCACGUUCUCCAACUGUACAAAAAUCAAUUGAAAUUUUCAAUGAAUAUUUAAUUCAUACACAAAUUAAACCAUUAUUUUAUCGUCUAUUAUUACAUCCAGGUAUAACGGAAGAACAACUUAAACAUUUUAUGUUACCUAUUUGUCAAUUAGCUCGAGAAUUACCUCAUAUUGAAUUAGUUAUUUUCUUUGAUGAAGUUAAUACUUCAUCAUGUCUUGGAUUAUUUAAAGAAAUGUUCAUGGAUCGAACAUUACAUGGAAAUAAUCUACCGAAAAAUCUAUUCUUUACUGCUGCUAUCAAUCCAUCUAUUAAACCAAGUGAUGAUAAUCUUGUUCAUCGACAAGAUUAUCUCGUACAUCAAUUACCACAAGCAUUAGAAAAUUUAAAAGUUUCCUAUGGAACAUUAGAAACAACAUCAUUAAAAGAUUAUAUUAUUAAGAAAAUUGCUAUGUUUCGUGUUAAUUCAGAAAAUAAUCAUCAAAUGGUAAUACCAUUGGAAGAAUAUGCACAAGAAAUGCUUGCCGAUUCUAUUCUUAAUGCACAAGAUUUUUGUGAACGAUAUCUUGGACGAAAUUCAGUUUCACAACGAGAAAUUCAACGAUGUUUUAAUUUAAUUGAAUUCUUUUGGAAAAUACGAUUUGAUGAUGAAAUUGAAUGUAGCAAUGAUUUAUAUCAACCGAAUCCUAUUCGAUGUAUUGCAUUAGCAUUAGCUUUGAUUUAUUAUUUUCGACUUCCAACCGAAGAAGAUAAUGCACAACGAAAUGAUAAACACACACCAACACGCGAACAACUUGCCAGACUACUUUCUCGAACAAUACCAAAUUUUGUUGAUAUUAUUCAAGGUGAAUUGGACAAAUUUGUAAAUACUGACAAUUUUGUUAUUCCACAUGCUGUUGCCAUCAAUCAAGCUGUUCGUGAACAUAUAUUUGCUAUUAUCGUUAGUGUCGUCACUCGAACACCUUUGUGUAUAAUCGGAGCACCAGGUCAAUCGAAAACAUUAUCAUUUCAAAUUGUUUUACAAAAUCUACAAGGUUCACAACUAUCGAUAAAACCAUUUUGUAAACGUUUACCAGCUAUUGAUCCUUUCUUCUGUCUUGGAUCAAAAUAUAGUCGUUCGGAAGAUAUAGCCUAUAUAUUUGAACGAGCUCUUAAACGUGAACAACAAUAUGAACAAAAUCGUAUGAAUACACGAUGUGUUGUUUUCUUAGAUGAAGCUUCAUUACCUGAUGAAAAGAAAAUGGUUUUAAAAGUUUUACAUCCUUAUUUAGAUGAAUGUAAAGUUGCAUUUGUAGCCAUUGCAAAUAAAUCAUUUGAUGCUGCUAAUGCAAAUCGAAUGAUUUGUGUUUAUCGUUCAUUACCAUCCGACGAAGAUCAAAAGAUAUUGGCUUAUGGUUGUCUUGGUCUACAAAUCAAAGAUAAUCAACAACAAGCAGUAGACAAUCGUCUUCAAGCAAUUAUUUAUGGUCUUUGUCAAGGUUAUCGUCGUUUAUUAAAUACAUCGAAUAUUCCUCAUAUUUAUCAUGAUCGUGAUUUUAUUUAUAUGUUACGAGAAUUACGUUUCGAAUUGACAACAACAACAACAACAACAACAACAGAUGAUCAAGAACCAAGUAUAACUGGAAUUACACCAUUAAGUCUUUUACGAGCACUUGAAGAUAAUUUCAAUGGAGUAAAUAAAGAUGAAUUUGAGAAAUUAGUUCAAAUAUUUUUUCAAGCUGUUCAAGAACAAUGUUCUGAUUUUCGAAUACCAUCAAUUCGUCGUAAUAUACCAACUAUUCUACAUGAAUCAAUGAAACUUGAUUCAAUACGACGUCGUCUUUAUGGUCGUUAUAAAUUAAUUAUUGAUGAAUCAGAAGAUGAAAGUGCUGUUGGUUUAUUAUCACAAAAUGAUAUAAUUAAUAUGGAUCCAAAUCGAACAACUGUUUUUCGUAUGUCAGAUUUUCCUGAUGAUAUUCAUAAUGAAUUACGAAAUGUUGAAAUAUUAUCAACAAUAAAAUUAUGUAUGGAAACAGGAAAAACAAUAUUAAUGGUUAAUACAGGACGAAUACAUGGUUCACUUUAUGAUGUUUUUAAUCAAAAUUUUUCUAUAAUGGCAACUGGUGAUAUGAGAAAAAUUUUUUCAAAAGUUGCUAUUGGUCCUAAAACAAUUGAUGUUGUUGUUCAUGAAGAUUUUCAAUGUAUUGUACAUAUUAAACGAAGUGAAUUUAAAGAUAUACCAGCACCAUUUCUUAGUCGUUUUCAAAAAUAUUCAUUAAGUGUUUAUGAUUUUUAUCGUAUACAAUAUGAACAACUUUCUUUAAAUGAACAAAUAAUUAUGAAAAAUAUUGAAGAUAAAUUACAAACAUUUAUUCAACAUUUUGGACGACAAUAUUUUUAUGGUUUAAAUGAUAAUACAUUAUAUUCAUGUUUAUUAUCACUUAUUAAAAAAAAUGAAAAUGAACAAAAUUAUUUUAUUAAUAUUCAACAAUAUUAUACACAAUUAAAUAUUAAAACAAAAUCAUUUAUUGAACAAUAUUCAAGUAAUAUACAAUUAUGUAUUUUACGUUUAGUUAUAUCAAAAUUAAUUCAACUUGUUUCACCUGAAUCAAUUAUUCUUAAAUUACCAACAUUUGAAGAUAAAAUUGCACGUUGGUUAUGUACAAAUUAUUUUCAUCAACAAGAACAUUUUCAUAUUGAAAAUUUUAUUCAAAUAUUUAUAUCAAAUCCAUUAAUUGAUUUUCAAAAUGAAAAUUUAUUAACAACAAUGGAUACAAAAGUACAACAAUUAAAUGAUAUUAAUAUUACAAGAAAAGUUAUUAUAUUUACACGAACAUCAUCUUAUAUAAUUGGUCUCAAUGAACAAUCAAACUAUGAACUAUUUACUGGAUUAAAUUAUAAUGAAUAUACCGACAAUAGUGAAAAUAUUGAUAUACUCAAUCUGACGGUUAUUGAAAAUUCAAUGGAACUUGAAGAAAAAUUUCAAAAUUUUGAAAAAGAUGAGAAAAAAAAAGUUUUAAUUGUUAUAAUCAAUGCACGAAUUAUUCAACAACGUUUACAUAUUCCAUACGUACGACAAUUAAUUGAUAAAACAGAAUAUUCAUGUAAUAUACUCAAUAAAAAACAAGAUAAAUAUUUUCUCAUGUUAAUACAUUCACCAGCACAAGAACAAUAUCAUCAAUCAUCAUUUCCUUCGAUUUUCUUACAUAAUUGGGAUUUUUAUUUUUUUGAUAGUUGUGCACCAGGAAGUGCAUUUCAUCUUCAAAAAAUGUUACAAAUUCUAUCAUCAUCUUCUGAUCAACAACAACAACAAGAAUCAUUUGAUAAUACUUUAUGUGAUUUAAAUAUAUUAUUUGAUGAUUGUUUAUGGGAUUUUUGUUCACGAAUUCAAAUAGCUCUACAAGAAUUACCAGAAGAUAUGUUUAAAAAUAAAUUAGCUUAUGAAUUUUAUAAACGUCAAACAAAUACAAUACGACGUGUACAAUGUUUAAAACAAAUUCUUCAACAAUCAAGACAAUUACAAAAUCGUAUUGUAACUAUUUAUCAUGAUCAUUUAUCAAAUAAAAAAGAAUCAUCAAAAAAAAUUUAUAAUUUAAUUUAUCAAAUAUCAAAAGAUAUAAUAUGUGGUAAACGAUUUGAUGGUCUUGUUGAAUCUAUUCAAUCACAAACACGUAUUUCAUUUACAAAUUUUGUUUCAAAUGUAUUUAAAUUUAUUGUUAAUGAUUAUGGUUUAGAAACUUUAUUAACAUUAUCAAAUAUACAAAAUGGAUAUGAUUCAAUGUUAGAAUUAAUUGAUUAUUCUUCAUUUGCAAUUGAUGAUAAUAAAGAUAAUAUUUCAUCAACAAAUCAAGGUAUAUUUCAACUUGUUUCUCAUUAUGCUUGUAUUCCACAAACUCCACUCUAUUAUUUAUUUCAUCAACGAAUCAAAUCUUAUGCUGAAGAUAUUAAACUAACACGAAUUCUUAAACAAGCUGAACAAAAAGAAAAAGAUGAUAUGCCUCGUCAACAUUAUUAUGCAGUUCCAUCAAUAACUACAAUGGAUAAUAAUUAUAAUGAUGAAAAUGAAAUGAUUGAAUAUACAUUCGAACAAUUUCGAUAUGAAUUAAUAAAAUUAAUAUUAAAUGAUAAAAUUUUAACUGAUAUUAUCAAUGAACAUAUACUUAAUUCUUAUUCAAAUGAUCUUGUUCGAACUUUUUGUACAAUUGUUGAGAAAAAUUUCGAUGAAAAUCUUAUUCAAUGUCAAAAAACAAUCGAAUUUAUUUCACAUUGGUUAUUACUUGUUGAUGAUAAUGAUCGACAAUCUUUAGAAGAAUCUCCAAAUAAACAUGUUUGGCUUCUUGCUCAUGUUUAUACAUCAUUUGAAUAUGAUCAAAAUGAUCUUUUUUCUUUAUAUUCAGCUUGUCGAAUAACAGAUCGACUUGAUUUAAAACAAUCAUUUUAUGAUAAUUUAUUACACGACAAUCAUGUAACACGUUCAGAAGUACGUGAAAAAUUAUUUAGAUUUAUGUUUGAUAAUUUAUGGAAAAAUCUUUGUGAAUUUUGUUCAAAUAAUAAUACAGGUGAAAUAUGGAUGCAUAUUUAUACAUUUAUUUCAAAAUAUUAUCCAUCAGAUAAAGUUCUACAACGUACACAACUUAUUGAAAUUAAAGAACAAAUUGAAUUUAUGAAUUUAGCCUAUCUUAUUCUUAUUAAUGAUAAAAUUCCUCAAGCAAAAGAACUUGUAUCAAAUCUAUUGAAAGAUAUACAUCUUGUUCAUAUUAAUAAUAAUUAUUUAAAUAGAAAUCAAGGAAAAUCACUCUAUUUAAAAUUAUUAUCAAAAAUUAUUGAUUUUAUUCAACAAUAUUUUGAAAAUAAAAAUAUUAAUAAUUCAACAUUAAUGAUCGAUAUACAACAAUGGAUAAUUUCAAUGUUAAAAUCAUCUACAGAAUCAUGUAAAGAAGAAAUUGAAAAUCUUUUUAAAGGUUUAAAUCGAUCAACUUAUCAAUUAUCAUUACCUAUGAAACAACUUUUAUUUGAUAAAUUAGCUAAUUUAUAUAUUGAAUCUAUACGACAUAAUAGAAUAAUAUUUGAUUAUUGGGAACGUCUUAUAAUACUUUUACCAUUAAUUAUCGAAUGUUUAGAAGAUGAUAAUCUUCAAGAAGAUUAUCAAUUACCAUAUCAUUCAUCGAUUAUUAUUAUUGAUAAUCAACGACAACCAUUAAUUGAUUUAUUUUUUUUUCAUCUUCAACGAUAUUUUAAUGAUGAAAUGAUUAAAUGUGAAUUAGUUAAUAAAAUUAUGCAAUCAAAAUUAUCAAAUAUGAGACUUAAACGUUCGAAAAUAGCUAUAGAAAUCUUUAAAAAAUUAAAAGAUUAUUUUCUAUUACGAUCAACUGCUUUAUUAUUAUGUCAAACAGAUAUAUCACCUGAUGAUCAACGAAUAAUUAGUCGUAUUACAUUAACAAUUAUCAAUCAAUAUUUAUCAAUUGAUCGAGAAACAAUUCAACUUAAUCAAUAUCUUCAAAUCUUUCUCUCAACUAUUAUAUCAAAACGAUCAUGGAAUUUUCUUUUCAAUUUAUUAAAAUCAGAUCAUAUACAACGUCUUAAUAAUCAAUGGGCAACAACAUUAUCUUGUCUAUUAGGAAUGAAACAAACAGUACAACAUAAUAAAUAUCUUCAAUUAUGUCAUCAAAUACAAUUUACAUUAUCAAUAAAUAAUAUAUCAUCAAUAUUUCCAAAAUUACAUCAACCUUAUGAACAACUCAAACAUAUUCUAAAUAAUUGUGUUAAAGAAAAUAUUGAUGAACAACAAUGGAAAAAUCUAUUAGAUUGGAUUGAAUUAAAACGAAAUAUGAAUCCAUCUGAUUUAAAUUUAAAAGAAAUUAAAGUAAUUUUAUUAUUAAAUAUCUAUUAUGAUUAUUAUUGUAAUAAUCAAUUAGCAUCUCUUCAUACAUUAUUAGAAUUUAUUGAAAAUACAUUAGAACUAUUACCAGAAGAAUUAAGAGUAUUUCGUGCUAUUUUACAACCUGAACAAUUUAUAAUUGGAUAUCCAAGAGUAAAUGAUAAUGCCGAAAAAAAUUUUCUUAAUAAUUUAUUCACACUUAAUUGUCAAGAUGAAGAUGAAUUAUGUAUUCGUCAUUCACUUGUUAAUCUUAUUGCUAUGAUUCUUAUGGGUGGAAAACAAUCUUUCUUAUGGACAUUUGCAUUUCAUCCAUCGACAUUGCAGAAUACAUUUGGUUUUGGAUCGACAACACAUCAUAUCAUUCAAAAUAAUGGUGUACAUUAUGAUUGUGGUUGUAUUAUAACACAAAAUGGAGAUUUAAUGCAAUUUGAAAGAACACAUGUAAGUGAACUCAAUGUACCAGCUGUUUAUGUUGCUUAUUUCUCAACAUUUGGUGCUCUAGCUUGGCAUUUAUUAUUAUUCAACGAAUCUGUUCAAAAUUUGUAUGGUCCUAUAUUAGCAGCACAUGCAAUUGCUGAUGAUACAGCUGUAUGUCGUCUUGCAGGUAAUAAUGAUCGAACAAAAGUAUGUCAUUUUGUUCGUGCUCGAUUAUUAUCAACAUUUAAUUUUCUAUCAAUUCGUUCGAAUCAAGAUGAUGCAUGUAUUCUAUUGAAUCGUUGCUUAGAACAAAUGGCAUUUUUAACUAUAAAUCAUCAACAAAUAGAAAAUUCUUGGAUUAAACCUAUUUUUCAUACAUUGAAUGAUGAAUUAAAAGCUGAACAAGCAUAUCAAAAUCAAGUUUUCUAUUUUGUUCAUGAAAAAUUAGUAGAAUAUAAAACUUAUAUUAAUCAAUUAAAUUUACAAUCACAAAUUCAAACAAAUCUACAAGAUUUUAUAAAUCAAAUGCCAAUUAUUAUUCAAUUUUUACAUUUUAAAACUGAAUUACAUAAUCCUAUUCAUUCAAAAUUACCAAUUAAAAUCUUACGACAUAUUCUUGAUUCAAUGGAUUUUCUUAAGAUUACAAAAUGGAUUUAUAAUCUUAGUCAAUUUUAUCUUCUUCUACAUCAAACUUAUACUCAAUUGAUUGAACAAGAUGAAUUUCAUAAAAUAACAUUAGAAGAAUUAUAUAAUCGAGGUCAAAAACAUUAUAAUGAACCACAUCAUUUUCAAUAUUAUCAUAGAAAUAAUAAUUAUUCAUUGAUUAUUGAUAAAGGAAUUGAAGCUGUCAAUGCUUAUCAUAGUUUUACCGAUGGUCUUAUUCGACCGGGUGCUUGUGAUCAAACUCAACGUUUUACGAAAAUUACACGUGAAACACCCAUACACUAUUUAGUUACAACAGCGAAUUAUGAUGAAGGAGAUAUUGUUAUGCGUAUACUCAGUGUUUUGAUUGAUUAUCACAAUAAUCUAUUGAAUUCAUUGGAAAAAGAAAUGAAUAAUAAUGAUAAUAAUAAUGUGUUUGGAGCAUUGAAGAAUUUAGUUAAUAAUUUGACUUCAAAAGAAGUUUCAAUUUUACAAAUCGUACAUGAUAAUACUGGUGUAAUUACAUUAACUGAAAAUGAUUGUUUAUCAAUUGAACAAUUAUCUUGUGCAACUCUUAUCAAUGAAAAUGAUGAAUAUUUUCAAAGAAUAGAUACAAAAUUUAACUUUGAUUUUAUCUAUCUUCAAUCAUAUAUUAUUCGUACAUAUCUUCUAUUUUGUCAUAUUAAUUAUCGACAUAUUAUUCAAAAUUAUCAAUGUCAUAAAAAACGAAUACAAGGAAUAGUUGAUGGAGAAAUUUUUGAUCUUGAUGAAAAAUAUUCAAUUCAAUUAACUCGUCAACAAUUAGAAAAUGAUUGGAAUCAUUUAAAAGAUAUGUAUUUAGAUAAACUCUAUCAUAGUCAUAAUCUUCUACGACAAAUAACAAUUAUUUUAAAAAAUUAUCAAGAUGAUUUAUCUCAAAUAAAUCUUUAUGAAUUUAUUCAAUCAUUAGGUGAUGAUAAUAAUCUAUAUGAACAAAUUCAACAAUAUGAAAUAAAAGAUUUUCAAUUAUGUUAUAUUGAUCAUAUUCGACAAUUAUAUGCUAAUUCAAUAAGUGGUUUUCAACAUUUAUUUACUGAUGUAUCUCAAUUACUUCGUAUUUCAAUUGAUAAUCAAUUAGAUUAUGAACUUAAUCAAAUGUUAACAGGAGCAAUAAUUAGUAUUGAUUAUAAUGAUAAUAUUGAUAAAAUAAAAUUAACAAUACAAAUGAUAACUGAUUUAUUAAAUGAUUUAAGAUUAAUUGAAAAUUUUCUAUUACAACAAUCAAAUCAUUCAUUAAAAGAAACAUGUGAUAUUUUAAAUAUUGAAAAUUCUAUUCUUAGUUUUAUACCAAAUGAAAUAAAAUGUGAAAAUUAUGUUGCUGUUAGUAUUCAUUUAAUACGUAUGAGAACAAUACUUCAAGAACAAAUUGUUAAUAUUGAAGAAAAACAAACUAAACAAUGGAAUGAAAAUUUUAAUAUUAAAUCAUCUUUCGAAGAAGAACAACAACAACAAAAACAAGUUAAUCGUUUUCUUGAUUUUCUUAAUGAACAAUCAUCAAUAUCAAACGAAACAUCACAAAAUAUAAAUGAUUCAAAUGAUAAUGAUAUUUGGCCAGAAAUUCUUCAUGAUAUAACUAAUUAUUCGAACACAGAUAAUUUACUUGAUCGUGAAGAUUUUCCUCGACAAUUACAACAUUCAACAAUCGAAGAACAUGUAGAAUACUCAUCUCUAUUUGAAUUACAUAUAAAAUUUGUUUCGUUAACAUUAUCAACUUUAUUCGAACAGAUUCAUAAACAAUGUCAAGAACAACAAACACAAAUGAUACCCUUGAGUAAAGCACAAAAAUUUAUCAUCACUCAUCCAGAUGGUAAAGCACAUAUUUAUUUAUGGAAAAGUGAAAAUUUAUUUGAAAAAUUACGUCAUCUUUUUGACAAAGAAAAAUAUGAUAUUAAUAGAUUUGUUAUCGUUGAUAAAAAUGAAAUUUUGAUCGAUUUUACAAAUAGAAAUGCUCAAUUACCAUAUGAAAUAUCUCUAGAAUAUUUUAUUAUUGAAAAGACUUUAUUAUAUUCAAUUCAAUUCAAUUUUCAAAGAAAAUUAUUUGAAUAUUUCGCUACAUUAAAAAGUAAUAUCUCUAUAGUUAUUGAUCGUUUUAUCAGAGAUAAUAACAUUAAACUCUUAUCAAACAAUAUUUAUCUCUGUUUCUUCGAUGAACAUGGAAAAAGUAUCGAUAAUGGAACUAUCGCUGACUUAAGUAGUCAAAUAAAUCAUCUUGACAAUAAAACAAUAUCAAUUACAGUUACAGAAGAAGAUAAUCAAACGAGUAUGCUGUGUGAAGUCACUUUACGAUCUAAACAAAAUGGAGAACAAAUAAGUUUAUUUCAUCCGACAACAAAAUGGCAGCAAGUUAACCAAUGGUUAAAACAUUUUAUUCAAUUGAUUGAUUCUUCUGUUAAUGAAUUUGCUUUUUUUGAUAAAGAACAAAAUAUAAUUAUCGACGAAAAUCAAUCAAUAUCUUCAACAAUAGAGCAAACAAAAUCGACAAUUAUCGAUGGAAUUAGUCGAGAUACUACAACAAAUGUAAUUUUUUCCUAUGAAAAUAAUAGUGUAUUAGUACAUGCACUAAAAUCAAUGAGAAUUUGUCAUGUAUUAAACAAUGAACGUCUUUUAAGAGAAUUACAUCUUAUUGAUAUAUCUCCAAAUGAUUGUGUUCUUGUCUUAGGAGAAAUGAAUGAACGAAUUUUAUCUCAAGAUGAUAUUCGACAAUCUAUUGGAAAUCAUGUAAAUAUUAAUAAUGAACCGAUUCAUUUUCGAAUAUCAAUUUCAAUUCAAAUAAUGAAAUAUGAUAAUCAAGAACCAUUACAAAUACUCUUAUCAAAUAGAAAUAUAACUAUUGAAGAUAUUUUUCAAUUAAUAAAGACUUCAAUCGAUAUUUAUAAAUAUUUAGCUUCGAAUUAUUCUAAGAAAAUUCUUGAUUAUAAUGAAAAACUUUCAAAUUUAAUUGAUACAAAAUUUAUUCUAGUCAAAGAAGAUGAAACAUGUCUUAUAUCAAUUGAAAAAUCAAAAAAUAGUCAAUUAAUUGAUAUUGAUGAUGAUGGAAAAAAUGAUAUUCAUCAACGAUUUACUAUUUUUGCUACAAUUGGUGAUAUUUAUAGAGAAAAUCAAAUUGAUAUUGAUCAUCAAAAUCUUUUAUAUGACAAAGAUUUUGUUCCAUCAACAGAAAUUCAAUUGAUUUGUUUUUCAUCAAUAUCAUCUAUUAUUCGAUUUAAUUUGAUUGAUGGUAAUUUACCAGUUACAGUAAUUAUUAUAAAUAAUCAAAAUAAUAAAUCAAUCAAAUUUCAUUGUUCAUUAAUGAUGACAGUUAAACGUUUAUUUUUUAUUGCUUGUCAAUUAUUUGGUUUAAAUAAUAAUAAUUAUUAUCGAUUGAUGCAUAUCGAUUGUUUACUCGAUGAUGAUGAAGUUUCUUUAGAUGAUAUUGAUUCAACAAUGAAUCAAAUUCAAUUUCAAUUAAUUUCAAUAGCAUCAAUAAAUAGUUCAAUUAGAUAUGAUGAUCAAACAAUUGUCUUACCUUGUUCUGAUAAUACUUUAGCAGCAACAAUUAUCGAAGAAACAUUAAAACAAUUACAUAUUCCACAAGAAAAUCAUCAUAUUUAUGAAUUGAUUGCUUUAGCUGAUGAUCGAACAACAAUUGAAUCGGAUAUGUCUAUUGAAGAUGUUUAUCAAUUAUUUCCUUCUCAUCCGACAACAAUACCAUUUGAAUUAAUAAAGAAAAAUGAAUAG
Molecule: messenger RNA, 15492 nt
Organism: Rotaria sordida
Lineage: Eukaryota; Metazoa; Rotifera; Eurotatoria; Philodinida; Philodinidae
Source: the annotation of a GenBank genome assembly